AUGUCCGCGUGGCAGGCUACUGGCGUGCUCUUUGGGGUGUUUCCCCUUGUCGUGGCCGCUCUGGAGAAUCAUCAAAAGCUAGCUACUCGUCUUAAGUUGUUUGCAAAGACGAAAACUGAGUACAUGAAAUGCAGAAACGAGCUCACACUUCAACAAUUAACAUUUACGAGACACCUAAAGCGACUCUUACUCCCACUGGUCGACAGUGAGAAAGUUCAGGAGCUCAUUGAUAGGCCGACAGGAGAAGCGUGGAGGGAUGCAUCAAUGGUUGAACUUCUUGAGAAAAGGCUUGGAGACUCUUUUCAACUUUACCAAGAAUACAUCGAGGGUAUGAACCACGUGAUGGACGAGCUAUAUCAUGAGCUUGCCUUGAACGAUGAAUCUGUGCAGUCAAAGCUUUUAGACGCCUCUCAGAAGCGUCCAGCGACCGUUUCGAGAAUUAGAUCUGCUUUUGGCAAAGAUGACUUGUCAUUCCAGUUAUUCAGACUUCAUUUCAGCAAUGGCGAGUCCGUUCGCUGUAAGCUCUUUGCAGAGCUACAGGCCUAUAACGAUAAACUCGAUAAACUUCUCGAUUCGAGCGACAAAUUAUCUGCUCUUGAACAACGAAAAUUUUCACGAGAACAAGAAACGGCUAUCGACAAGCACUCGUCGCAACAUGGAACUGUCAUUGCAUAG
Molecule: messenger RNA, 675 nt
Organism: Trichoderma aggressivum f. europaeum
Lineage: Eukaryota; Fungi; Ascomycota; Sordariomycetes; Hypocreales; Hypocreaceae
Exons: 3
Coding region: 1-675 (224 amino acids)
Source: RefSeq, a predicted model, not a curated record